Messenger RNA from Macrobrachium nipponense, 1232 nucleotides. RefSeq lists its product as uncharacterized. Gene Ontology annotation, molecular function: nucleic acid binding. Lineage: Eukaryota; Metazoa; Arthropoda; Malacostraca; Decapoda; Palaemonidae. The transcript has a single exon. The record is from RefSeq and is a predicted model, not a curated record. Bases 7 to 924 code for a protein of 305 amino acids. Gene Ontology annotation, biological process: DNA integration.
CCUCUAAUGAAUGACGACAACCCGACAAGACCUUUCGAGUCCGUCUCAGCCGACUUCUUUGUUGUUGCAGGGAAGUCUUUCCUCGUCGUCGUCGAUCGCCUGUCAGGAUGGCCUGUUGUCGCACCCUGCCAAGGCGAUACUACCGCUUCCAAUACUAUCAGGAUCUUCCGCCGCUAUUUCCAUGAAGUUGGUGUCCCCCUUCGCCUAAGGACAGAUGGAGGCCCCCAAUUCACCAGUGCAGAGUUCAAGGAUUUUAUGAAGCGAUGGGGAGUUCGACACAUGGUAACCUCACCCCACUACCCACAAUCGAAUGGUCACGCUGAAGCCGCUGUGAAGUCGAUCAAGCACCUCAUCCUCAAAACAGCCCCAUCUGGCAACAUUGAUUGUGAAGCAUUUGACCGAGGCUUAUUGGAGCUCAGAAAUACUCCUAACUUUACUGGAUGCUCUCCUGCCCAGAUCCUGUAUGGCUGUCCUCUCAGGUCAUGUAUCCCUGCCCACCCUCAAGCAUUCUCCAAGGAGUGGCAGGUCAAGACUGAAGAUUGUGACCGCCGUGCUGCCGCUCGUUACAAGCAGGUAGAGACCAAGUAUGACAAGCAUGCCCACCCCUUACCCACGUUGAGUGUCGGUCAGCAAGUUCGGAUUCAAGACCCGACCUCUCAUCGUUGGGACAAAGUUGGCACUGUCAUGGGUCAUGGAAGGUCAAGAGACUAUCAAAUUCGUCUCCCUAGUGGUCGUGUGUGGUGGCGUAAUUGUCGUUUUCUUUGCCUGGUGCCACCCACUAAUAGUGACCCCUUUCUCCCUGUCCCUGUGGCCCCUAGCCAGGACCUAGAAAGAGAGUCCUUAGUCAGUAUUCCUCCAGUAAACCCACGUCGUUCCAAAGACUCAUGGAAAAGGAGUCCGCUCGAGAAUGCACUACGAGCGUGAGGGGGAGGGAGGUGUAGGUACAUGAAAAAGACGCAUUUCACAUGUACCAGUAUUAUUAUGUUAUUAUUAUGUUCAAACAUUAUUUCACAUGUUGCGCGCCAUUAGAGUAUCCCAUGUUAAGUCCAGUAAUAUGAUAUGGCAACAUUUAAGUAUUGGCAACAUUGUAAUUAUUGCCCUCGUGAGGCAGUCUCGUCUCGUCUGUCUGUUUGUUAAGCUGGCUGCUGUUUGUCCCCUGGAUCUUGUAUAUAUUUCUACAAUAGACAUUUAGAACCUACAUUUAAGUUGUGUCCUUGCCCCUCCACUUAAGG